AUGGCCUCUCAAUCCUCCGCCUCGUCCUCGUCAGCACCAUCCACCGUCCCACAAGAUAUAGUUGCGAUAUUUCACGCUUCAUUCCAUCCGACUAAAGGAAACGUCGUCGACUGGUGUUUGAAAGUUGAUGAUAACUUGGACCUCAAUGGUGUCGAGUUCAGCUCAUUGCCCAGUGGAUUGCACACUGUAGAGCAUGAUGUCGUGUACUUCAACCAUCAUGGACAUACAGGCCUGUCCCUCUACCGUCGCCGACCCACGACAGAACAUGGCCAUCGUGGGUUCCGCCUAUCCUCACUCGGAAUCCUCCUCUCCACUUCAGCACACGACAAGCCAAGACCAUGGACGCACCUCGACGCACUCAAGAAACUUGCCAGCACAAUUUAUGACGAAAUCGACAUGAGAUCUAAUUCGCAGAGUGAUUUGUUGAGUGGCGACGGUGACUCGGUGAUCAGGAAUGCCGAGGAAGAGGUCUGGGAGCCUGCGAGGGCUUUCUUUGAGGAGAGAAAAGCGAAGAGGAAGGGAAAGAAGGAAACGAGGAGAGUGAAAGAGAGAAGAUGGGCCGGUUGGGACGCUGAGUUUAGUGAGCCAUCGUCAACCUCACACCAUCCAACGCUCCACCUUGCUCACCUUCUCCGCAUUCUUGGUCCCUCCUCUCUCACGCUUUACAAACAUGUGCUUGGACGCCGUCGAAUUCUCAUUUACACGCAACCUCCGGUGGAAGCGGCAUGCGUACUUUGCCAAGUCGCGGCCGAUAUGUGUUUUGAUGACCAACUGGAUAGGGAGGCAGAAGUAACACGGCACAAUUCAAGGCGCGCUUCAUACCAGAGAGACUUGGUUGAUAUGAUGGACGAUCAAAACGCUACCGGUGAAGGUGUUGAGUCGAGACAAGGACGCCCUGGGGCUCAAGAUGAAACCGAGGCAGAUGAGAACGCCGACCCAGACAUGUCGGAUUUGUAUGGAAGGAAGGGCAGACUGAGAGGGAAGCAUAAACAGGGGAUCGCGGUGUUGGGGAUGGUGACGUUACAUGAUAUAGACAGACUUAGAAAACUGGACGAAGAUGAGCCAGGGAGAGGCUGGAUUGCUUGUACAACAGAUGCGAUAUUCCACGAGAAAGCACAGCUCUACGAUCUCAUCAUCGACCUCGCACCACCAUCAUCCACACCCUCCGCCUCUCCUUACGCUCCUACCCCGUCUCCCUCAUCGCCAUCCCCUCCGAUUUACAAACCUGCUCGUCCAAUAUCUUACGUCUCGCGACCUGUAGUCUCAGUUCCCCCAGCUUCCGACGCUGCAUCCUCCUACAGCUCGUCAAACUCUUUCAAGCUCUCCGCGGUACGAUUUACCUGGUCAGACGUCAGGCUGUGGCAAGAACUCGAUCGGAUCCUCGCCCUGGACUCAUCGUACCCUCACUCACACUCGCACUCGCAUCCUCACCCGCCGAUGCCCGACUGUGCUGGCGAAAGCGGAUGGAGCGACGCUUGGAAGCUCUACGAGGAUGUGUGUCUCGUCUGCGCGGGUUUAUGGAUGGGCAUGGGCGCGUGGAAAGAUUCGCCGCUGCGCAUCGAACUCGAAGGCGAUGACGAGAUCAACGUCAACUCGGGCGCUGGUGUGGCGGUUCAGGAUGAUUCGGAUGAGGAGGUAGAGGGUGGAGCGACUGCCGCUGGUGUUGGUGGGCCGGUUGUGAGGGAACUGGGGAAUGGGAUUGAGGGGAGACCUCCGCAGGUGUCCGGGUCAGGUAUCAUGCCUGGAAGUCUGCCCGACGGCCCUAGUGUGUUAGGGAUCGGGAUGGUAAAGGUGGGAAAAGUGAGUAAGGGUAUGAGAAGAACGAGUGGGAUGAGCAUCUUCGGGAGAGACAAAGACAAGGAGAGGAAGGCGGGUGCUGCCAGUGGUAGCGGUGGUAUUGACGGUCCUGUGGUAGCGAAAAAGGAUGACCCAGAGAGGGGAAGAGAUCAGGACAGGGAGAUUUUGACGACGUUGGCGCUCCUGCAGACCUUCCAUGCAAACACGGCCUUACUGCUCUCGAAGCUUGCAACAUUCGUUCCUCCUGGCAGUCGAGUGGCGCCUCCCCCUGGUUCGUCCAAUGCUCCGCUAGGCAGGCGAGCUAGCAAGCGCGGCCGUCAAGCUGGUGGGGAUGAUGGCCGUCUUCCAGGUUCGGACGGUAGGAGGAAGGACAGAGGGAUCAAGAACGAAAAUAUGAUCGUGCUCACGCCAAAGGAUAUGUCGAGCUUCGAGCUUGGGCCUUUGAGUGGGUUGGAUGCGAAGUUCGUAGAAUGGCUGGGAGAGGAGUAUGUGGCUGAUGGGACACAGGUUGUGGUGAAGAAGGGGUGGAAGGAGGUGUUAGGGUUUGUCUUUGGAUUCUGAUCAAACAUACUAGCUCCUUGUGCCGGGCUUCCAGGGCGUCUUCGGUAUGAUUCCUUUUUGACCUUCUUCUGCUCUGUGAGGACAGUGAUAUGUGUUGUCCCUGCGCUUUGAUACGCCCAUCUCACGAAUGAUCGAUGAUCUACGACCACUGCCCAGACCUAUAGAUUCUGGGCGCGCACGCUCGUUAUGCCCCAUCCUGAACACUCUUCGAACAACCAAUUAUCGUACAUAGCUAUCACCAAAUACACUAUACUCGUCGAUACCCUCUUCGUUCAUUCACUCGUGGCCCUUUCGAGCUCUUUGGGCAAAAUUCGUCUUCUUCGUUUAUUUAUGAAUACCCGUGCUCUAUGGUUAUGCUAUGUCGCUGCCUCUUAUUUCCAGUGUUGUUGCACUCUAACCAUUUCUCGCAGACCGUGAAUAGAUUGUAAGACCUGC
This is a messenger RNA of Stereum hirsutum FP-91666 SS1, 2793 nucleotides long. RefSeq lists its product as uncharacterized. Lineage: Eukaryota; Fungi; Basidiomycota; Agaricomycetes; Russulales; Stereaceae. The coding region runs from base 1 to 2358 and encodes 785 amino acids. Gene Ontology annotation, cellular component: lipid droplet. The transcript is spliced from 7 exons. The record is from RefSeq and is a predicted model, not a curated record.